Molecule: messenger RNA, 3459 nt
Organism: Cuscuta europaea
Lineage: Eukaryota; Viridiplantae; Streptophyta; Magnoliopsida; Solanales; Convolvulaceae
Source: the annotation of a GenBank genome assembly
GAUCAGAGAGAAGGCAAGGAAGAGCUGUUCGGGGUCGUUACUUUUCGUUGAAGACUAUACUGUAUAUGAAGCUAUAAGCCAUGGCGUCCGACCAGGAGAUAGCGGAAGGUGUUGAAACAUUUCUCCGUCAGUUGGACCCUAACGCCGUCAUUUCUCUAAACGGCGUCGUUCAGCAGCUCGGAGCUAAGCUCGGCUUGGACCUCUCUCACAGAGCUGGCUUCAUCAAUGACCAGAUCAGCCUUCUCCGAUCAAAUCCGGCGCCGAACCAACCGCAGCGGCCGACUCCGGUGCAGUCAAUGUACCCUUUUGCCCUCCGGACCCAUCAACAAUUCCAAACCACCAAACCGGAGCAACACUUCUAUUCCCAUUUUGCUCUUCAGCAGCUGCACUACCAGCACAACACUCUACCGCCGAUUCCGCAGCAAAUGACGAUGCAGCAGCAAUUUUCGCCUGCUCCAUCACCUAACGUAGUUCGGGUUACAGCUGCUCUGAAUGCAGCACAAAACGCCUCUCCUGCUAUGAAGGAAAGUACUGCUACUACUGGUGGGACCAAAAGAAGAGGCGGAGCAGGUGGGUUGAACAAAGUCUGCAGUGUAACACCAGAACUUGAGGCUGUUGUUGGUCAUCCGGCACUCCCUAGAACUGAGAUUGUGAAGCAGCUGUGGGCAUACAUCAGGAAGCAUAACCUACAGGAUCCUGGGAAUAAGAGAAAGAUCAUCUGUAAUGACACCCUCCGCUUAGUCUUUGAAACAGACAGCACUGACAUGUUCAAGAUGAAUAAGCUUCUCUCAAAACAUAUUCUCCCACAUGAUCCUACAAGACAACCUGAACAAGCUAAAAGAUUGAAGGUUGAAACUACUUCGAAACCAGACAAUGAAGACUCUAGCUCGCAAUCUGUGAUGAUAUCAGACGCACUUGCCAACUUUUUAGGAUCUUCAGAAAGAGAGAUGCUUCAAUCAGAAGCACUCCAACGUGUUUUGGACUAUGUAAAGGUUAACCGUCAGGAGAACUCUCCAGAUACUGAAGUGAUUGAGUGUGAUGCUAAGCUUCAGGAGCUGUUUGGAUGCAAAAGCAUUACUACCAUGGAAAUACCUGAGAAGUUGGUGCGCUAUCAUCUGUUCCAGCAGCGCUGAUCUCUGUUGUAGUCUUGUAGAGAAUAGUAAACAAAUCGCUCGAAAUUGGGGCUGUAGCUGUGUAGUUGAUAAAAGUCGACUGAGAAUGACUCGAUGACCUAUACAAGUCUCUCUUUUAUUCCCUUCAACUUUUGUAUCUUGAAGAUGUUGAUGUAUAUUUCAGUGCAAGGACACUCUUACUACCCAGUGGUAAAUUGCCAAGCUCUGACCAAAACUUUCUGGAAUUUGCAUUUUUAUCUUCCAAGCCUUCUUCUAUUUCUUAAGACAUGGCACAUGUGGAAGCUAAAACCUUUUCCCAGAGGAGCAUGACUCUUUCUACACUCUGGAGCAUGAGAAUAUGGGGGAAUCAAUUGCGCGCACACAUAAGAUGACAUGAAUAUGAAGUUUACCUUGAGCUGUUUGGUUUGUGGAAUGUGACAAACAUGGUACUGUUACAUUCUGCGAACCAAACGCUCCCAUCACAUAAACAAGAUUGGCUACCUAGCUUCCAUGAAAUCCCAACAUCCAUUCCAUCAUGCAGUGAGGGCUGAACAACAAUCUCGAUGUUGCUCCCUAAGGAUUUAAUCAGCGAAGAGAAGAAAUUGACUACUUUCUGCAAAAACUGAGUAGCUGUCAAACAAAUUUCUGAAGAAUUGUUUUUUGCUUUUGGUCACAAAAUUAUCAUGUCAUUCCCAAAAUUUGUCCCCAAAUAUCACCUAUUCCACUUUCCAUGCAUGGCUAGUAACUCAAAAGGUGAAAAUGGCCAAAAAGCCACUAUCAGUAUUAAGGCAAAAAUGGUCCAUAAUUUGUACUUUUUGAUUCCACAAUGAUUCGUCACCCCCAGUUUCACAUCUGAUCACUACUAAUUCGUCAAAUAUAUUUACAAUAUUCGGUUAAUUUUUCUUAUUAUUGAAAGAAAAGGAUUGAGAGGAAAUGCAGUACUUGACUAUAUGCUUGGACUCGGGCCGGGCCUAGGCCUGGUCGGGCCUCCGGGUUAUUACAGGUGGGCCUGGGACCGGCCCAGGUUAUUACCGGGUCCGGGCCUGGCCUCUUUUUAAUUUUUUUUCCUUUUCCUAAUUAACCCCCCUCCCACCCCAACCCCCCAAACCACCCCCAAAUGGCCCAAAAUACCCAGCCCAACCCGAAAAGUUAAAAAAAAAUUGAAAAAAAAAUUAAAAAGCCGGGAACAGGGCCCGAACCGGCCGGCCCGAUUCGGCUUUUGGGUGAACUGAGCCCGCAUUGGGAACCCCCCGGGCCGGGCCUACCCGGACCGGUCACUGGCCGGGCCACCGGGCCGGGCCGGUUCAGCACAGUACCGGUCCCGGGCCGGUUCCGGGUCGGGCCACCCGGCCCGAGUCCAAGCCUACUUGACUACUUGAUGUCUUGAUGUAUAAAUUGAAUAGCUAUCAGUGAAUUUUUUAAAGAAUUCUUUUUUUCCAGUUUUGGUCUGAGGACUAUUAGACAUUUGGACAAAUUUAGUUUUUAUGAAAAAGUUUCAAUCUUUUUACUGUAGGUGCACAGUUAUGAUUUUUGUACCAUGUUUGGCCCUUUCAGCCACUUAUCUGUGAAAUUUCCAUAAAUUUGUGGUUCACUUCUUUCAGAUAACUGACCAAAGAGGACUUGCAAGUUAAAGGGAUAAGAAGUCUAUCUUCGUGCACCAUUAUUGGAAAAAAUAAUUGACUCUGAAAAAACAAUCACACUGCAAACCUUUCAGUUCUCAAACACAAUCACAUUUCAUAAAGCAAGCUGAAAGACCUUCUCUGUAUAAGCAAUACCCUUACCUUCUUCCCAUGGAAUGGUCUCAAGGUGUGAACGAAAUUGCUAACGCACCGACAUUCCUCUCCAAUUAUAUCAGAUAGUUGAUGCAAGUUUUUCUGUCUGAUUGCAAUGUAAAGUUUCAGGACAGCUUCCACGGCCCUCUGAUCGUUCUCUAAAUUUCCGUGAGAAUUAUUGCACGCUACCGGCAAUAGCCGCUUGUUUGUAUGAACAGAAAAAGCUAUAUCAGGCUUAGAUCCAAGGGAUUUAUAAGAACCUUUUUUGAGUGGAUGAAUAAAUGGCUUUUGCUCUUGGGAUGGAAAAGCAGACAAACUGGUGAUGGUUGCCAUUUUAGUGCGAGGAGGAAAUGGUAAAGAAACCAAGUCCAUAAGAAAUGACAGAUAGAUUAAACAAGUGAAAACUCAUCAUACGCAAAUGUAUAUACUUUGUGUUAUUGGGAGAAGAUUGUACGGAAGUAUUGUCUAUGGAGAGAUUCCUUUGUGCAAAAGGGUAAAGGAAAACAAUGCCCCACUUGCAAGUUUGGAAUAUUUAUUAGUGGUUUGAACAUGCAUAUAUACGGCCAGGAUAUCUG